Molecule: messenger RNA, 2584 nt
Organism: Thunnus maccoyii (southern bluefin tuna)
Lineage: Eukaryota; Metazoa; Chordata; Actinopteri; Scombriformes; Scombridae
Gene: fastkd4
Product: transforming growth factor beta regulator 4
Exons: 11
Coding region: 201-2111 (636 amino acids)
Biological process (GO): regulation of mitochondrial mRNA stability; mitochondrial RNA processing
Cellular component (GO): ribonucleoprotein granule; mitochondrial matrix
Molecular function (GO): RNA binding
Source: RefSeq, a predicted model, not a curated record
AUGGCGGUGUGAGUUUUGCCUGCAUGUUAGCAUUGUGAAUAAGGUCCAAUCCUGUGAGAGGAAGUGAAUCGCUGCAAGUCUCUUUCUCUCCGCGACAAGGUCAGAUGUGUGAUGGUGACUCGGGCUGCUGAAUUGUGAGAAAACGUUCUCAUAUCUCCUCUCUACUACCUGCUACUGCUGUCUUUGUCUCUUGGGGCGCAAUGGCGAGUCGCCUCUUGGGCAGAUAUGCCCGGCUGCUCUGCAGGGCCUCCUCCCAGGCUCCAGCUGUGACUGCUGCUCGCCUGCCUCAGACUGUGGCUGGGCUGCUACAGGUGCAGAGGGGUCAGGCCUGGCCGUGCAUCACAGAGAGGCAAAUGUGUGAGGGGAGGAUGAUCGCCAAGGAAGACACCUUUCCGAGCAUGCCUACACGUACCCGGCUGGAUGAGCUGGUUGAAAAGGCAGCAGUGCCAGAGGACGUCCUGGUGGCCUGGGCAGAGCACAGUGGAAAUGGUAAUCAAGCUGCUACUGCUCUGAUGAAGUGGACUCGGUUGGUGCUGAAGACGAAGGGCAAGUUUAAGGAACAACAUCCAGAUCUGAUGAUGGAUUCAAGGCUACAAGAUAUGAUGGAUACCAUAACUCAGCAGAUGUCUUCGAUAUGGAACAACACUCUAGUGUCGGUGUUGCGCGCUCUCUGGAUUAUGAGUGUGCCCGCAACUGAUUCAGUACUCAGUUCCGUCCAGACAGAGGUCCUGUGGCGAGUCCGCAGGCUAACCUAUAAGCAGCUGGGAUUCGUGGUACACUGGGGGGCAGGCAGGAAAGGACAGCAGGAUGUGGCAAUAGUAAACGCUGCAUUAAAACAGCUGGAACUGCGUUGGACUGAAAUCUCUGAUGCUAAAACUGUCAGUUCACUAAUAUCCAGAGGACAACACUUGUCACCAACCUUGAUGGACAGACUAGAGGACAAGGCUUUGGAGCUUGCAGAAGGCUUUUCAGCAGAAGACAUCCGCAAAGUUUGUGUAUCUUUGGCCACUCUGGGCCGCAGAUCUGUCCCGCUCCUCAGAGCUCUGUCCUACCACCUUCUCCAGAAGCCGUCGUCAGAAUUCACCACUACACUGAUACUUGACGUGGCCUAUGCUUAUGGGAAGUUGAAUUUCCACCAGUCUCAGGUAUUUCAGCGAAUGGCCUCGGAGUUGUUACCCAGAGUCCCUGAGCUCAGCCCUGUCGAUGUCACACGCUGCGCAAAAUCACUGGGCUUCCUCAAGUGGCUCCACAUCCCUCUCUUUGAGGCCUUUGCUGUGCACUACACAGCAAACAGUCAGAAUUACAGCACUCUUCAGCUCUGUAACCUGCUCAUGACAUUUGCCAGAUUGGGUUUCCAGCCCAGCAAAAGUGACGAGUUCUAUAGCAAGGUUCACUCUGUACUGGAGGCCUCUCUCGCAGACCUGGAGCCUUUCUUGCAGACAGACGUGGUGUGGUCUCUGUGUGUGCUACAGCAGGCCAAGCCUCACUACCUCAUCCCCCUCACACAACAGAAACACGUUGCUACUCUGUCAGAGGGCAGUCCAGUUCGAGCGGAGAAUUAUCGGCUGAAGCUCCUCCACAUCGCUGCUACUCUCCACUUAGAGCAUCCAGGUGCCUCAGAGGCUGUAGCCUCUCUAUUGGUGACUGCUCAGUCUAUGCCGGCCAGCAGCUCCCCCCUCACCCCCCUGCAGAGCAGUCUAAGAGUGGCUUUAAAGGGUUUGGUGGGUGCGAGGACAGAGGCCCUUCGCACUGGGGUUGACACUGUGUAUGGAUGGACUAUUGAUGGUGAGCUGGUAGUGGAUCAUGACAACAAACCAGUUGAUUUGUUGAAGCUGAAAGCUCCUCAUCUACACAGCGGAGGAGGAGACCAGGAUUUACCUGUAGGGGCACGGCGGCUUGCUUUCUUGGUUUGGGAAUUUCCCAACUUUGGCUCAAAGAGUAAGGAACUUCUGGGGCGGUUUGCCAUGAUGAAGCGACAUCUCCACCUGGCUGGCUUCAUCACAGUGGAGGUGCCAUACUAUGAGUGGCUUGAGUUGAAGACAGACUGGCAGAAACUGGCAUACCUCAAGGAUAAAAUGGGGAAGGCUGUGGCCGAGGACAUGGCCAAGUGAACUGGAUAGUCUUCAGCAAAUUUGUAGGCUCAGCUAAAUUAGAGCUUUCACAACCAAAUGGGGCCCGCAGGGAACACACACAUAUACACCCUUGUUCCCACUCAGAACGGAGCAGCAUUGCAGAAAAGCGCUCUCAUACUUUGUCCGAAAAAAAAAAAAAAUUUCACUUUGGUUCCCUUGGCAACGUGUGGGGCUUUCCCUGUUUCCAUGGAGAUGACGAGCUAGAAUUUUGGAGCCAAGGAGAGACCAAAAUAAACUCAGCAGCAAGUCCUUCAGUAGUACUGAUAUGAUCAAGGACUAAGUUGUUGCAUCUGUGAGUGACAUGUCAAAACUGGAGCACCGGGCCUAUCUGACGACAUUUCUGGUCACAACAUGCUUAACAACAGUAUGUGAAUAGAUUGGAAUUAACUUAAUUAUAUCUAUGAAUGUGUGUGAAGUCAUCAUCUUGUGAUCGAAUAAAUUGUUUUAUUGCC